UAACAUGGCGGACACUUGGCGCGUCGUUUCCGGUGAAUCGUCGUGAAUCUCGUCGCGAAGUCGAACGAGCUCUGUUCUCUAGUAACGGUAGUCGCGGUAAGUCCUCUCGAUUGCGUAAGGAAAUCUGCAGGCAUCACCGAUUGUCGUGAAGCUCGGAUGUCCGAUCGAGCAUGGGCAGUCGGAAACUCUCCUCGAGAACGUAAGCCCACCUUGAGUCGCCAAUCGAUCGACGCACCAACGGAGGAGGAAGGAAAAAGCGCGAGAAAGAGCAGGCACCAAGAUGUAUCUGUAUAACUUGACGCUCCAGCGUGCCACGGGCAUCACGCACGCGGUGCACGGCAACUUCUCCGGCAGCAAGAUGCAGGAGAUUCUCGUCUCCCGCGGGAAAUCGUUGGAACUGUUGCGUCCAGACCCCAACACGGGAAAAGUUCACACCCUGCUGACCGUCGAGGUGUUCGGUAUCGUGCGAUCCCUCAUGGCAUUCAGGUUGACCGGUGGAACUAAAGAUUACAUAGUCGUCGGCUCCGACUCGGGGCGCAUAGUCAUCCUCGAAUACAUUCCUGCCAAGAACAUCUUCGAGAAGGUACACCAGGAGACCUUCGGCAAAAGCGGGUGCAGACGCAUCGUCCCUGGCCAGUAUCUGGCGAUCGAUCCAAAGGGAAGAGCAGUUAUGAUAGGUGCGAUCGAAAAGCAGAAACUGGUAUAUAUUCUGAACAGAGAUGCCGAGGCACGUUUGACAAUUUCGUCUCCGCUGGAGGCGCAUAAGAGCAAUACACUGGUAUAUCACACGGUCGGCGUCGACGUCGGUUUCGAGAAUCCCAUGUUUGCGUGCCUGGAGAUCGAUUAUGAGGAGGCUGAUAGCGACCCUACCGGUGAUGCGGCGGUAAAGACGCAGCAAACGUUGACGUUAUACGAGCUCGAUCUCGGCCUGAAUCACGUCGUGCGAAAGUACAGCGAGCCGCUGGAGGAGCACGCCAACUUCCUCGUGUCCGUACCCGGCGGCAAUGACGGUCCGAGCGGCGUGCUCAUCUGCUCUGAAAAUUACCUGACGUACAAGAACCUCGGGGAUCAGCAUGACAUUCGUUGCCCGAUUCCACGGCGGCGUAACGAUCUGGAUGAUCCCGAGAGGGGGAUGAUAUUUGUGUGCUCAGCCACGCACAAGACCAAGAGUAUGUUCUUCUUCCUGGCGCAGACCGAGCAGGGGGAUAUCUUUAAGAUCACACUAGAAACCGACGAAGAUAUGGUCACGGAGAUCAAGCUCAAGUACUUCGAUACGGUACCAGUAGCGGCGAGUAUGUGUGUCCUGAAAACGGGCUUUCUCUUCGUCGCCUCCGAGUUUGGCAAUCAUUAUCUGUAUCAAAUAGCGCACCUUGGCGACGAUGAUGACGAGCCCGAGUUCAGCUCGGCAAUGCCACUGGAGGAAGGCGAUACCUUCUUCUUUGCGCCGCGACCGCUCCGAAAUUUAGUGCUGGUCGACGAAAUGGACAGUCUCUCACCCAUAAUGGCGUGUCAGGUGGCGGAUCUAGCGAACGAGGAUACACCGCAAUUGUACAUCGCUUGCGGUCGUGGACCACGAUCUACCCUGCGGGUGUUACGUCACGGUCUUGAAGUAUCUGAAAUGGCCGUGAGCGAACUGCCUGGUAAUCCAAAUGCCGUAUGGACUGUGAAAAGGAGAAUCGAUGAGGAAUAUGAUGCAUACAUCAUAGUGUCCUUCGUGAAUGCUACACUCGUACUCAGUAUUGGCGAGACUGUCGAGGAAGUGACGGACUCGGGUUUUCUCGGUACAACACCGACCCUGAGUUGCUCCGCCUUGGGCGAGGAUGCGUUGGUGCAGGUAUAUCCCGAUGGUAUACGUCACAUUCGAGCGGAUAAGCGCGUCAACGAAUGGAAGGCGCCCGGCAAAAAAACCAUCGUAAAAUGCGCGGUCAAUCAACGUCAAGUCGUUAUAGCACUCACCGGUGGGGAACUCGUUUACUUCGAGAUGGACCCUACUGGACAGCUCAACGAGUAUACGGAAAGGAAGAAAAUGCCGUCGGAGGUGAUGUGCAUGGCUCUCGGAAAUGUCGCUGUUGGCGAGCAGCGCUCUUGGUUCCUGGCUGUUGGCUUGCAAGAUAACACAGUGAGAAUAAUCUCGCUGGAUCCCUCGGACUGUUUAGCGCCAAGGAGUAUGCAAGCGCUACCAGCGGCUGCGGAGAGUCUAUGCAUUGUCGAGAUGGGCGCCACAAAGGAAGCCGAUAACUCUGAGGAUUCGGCCCUACAACAGUCUAAUUUGUACCUGAACAUAGGUCUGCAGAACGGCGUGUUACUCAGAACUGUAUUAGAUCCAAUUUCCGGUGACCUUGCGGACACGAGGACUCGCUAUUUGGGCUCUCGUCCUGUCAAGCUGUUCAGAAUCAGGAUGCAGGGCAAUCAGGCGGUACUAGCAAUGAGCAGUCGAUCGUGGCUAAGUUAUUACCAUCAGAAUCGCUUCCACUUGACCCCACUGUCGUACGAAAGUUUGGAGUUCGCGUCAGGCUUCAGUUCUGAGCAAUGCCCGGAGGGCAUCGUCGCCAUAUCGACGAACACGCUGCGUAUCUUGGCGCUCGAGAAACUCGGCGCCGUGUUCAAUCAAGUGAGCUUCCCGCUGGAGUACACGCCGAGGAAGUUUGCGAUCCACGCUGAUUCCGCGCAUCUCGUCGUCAUCGAGACGGAACACAAUGCUUACACGGAGGAGACGAAGCAGCAGAGGCGGCUGCAGAUGGCCGAGGAGAUGCAGGAAGCGGCUGGCGCGGACGAGGCUGCCGUCGCCCGCGAACUGGCGGAGGCGUUCCUGUCGGAAGAACCGAACGAGGCGGUCUUCGGUGCCCCACGUGCCGGCCCCGGCUUGUGGGCUUCUCUAUUGCGAAUAAUGGCGCCUACCACAGGGCAAACGUUCGAGGUGCAUCGUUUCGAACAGAAUCUGGCUGCACUAUGCUUGUGCCUCGUCAAAUUUGCUAAUCAAGGCGAUCAGCUGUUUCUCAUCGUCGGGGUAGCGAAAGAGUUCCAGUUGAAUCCUAGGGUCAGCAAUGGAGGUUUCCUUUACACAUACAAAGUAAAUGCGGAAUGCACCAGUAUUGAGCUACUGCACAAAUCUUCGUUGGAUGAGGUGCCGCUGGCCAUUUGUCCGUAUCAGGGUCGAGUAUUGGUCGGCGUGGGGAGGAUGCUGCGGCUCUACGACUUGGGCAAGAAGAAGUUACUGCGAAAAUGCGAGAACAAGCACAUACCCAACGCGAUAGUCUCGAUCAAUGCUAUAGGCCAACGGAUUUACGUUAGCGACGUGCAAGAAUCCGUAUAUGCGGUGAGAUAUAAACGGCAGGAGAAUCAGCUGAUCGUCUUCGCGGAUGAUACGCAUCCCAGAUGGAUCACGACCACGUGCGUCCUGGAUUACGACACCGUCGCCACGGCCGAUAAAUUCGGGAACAUAGCUGUGAUACGAUUAGCGACUGGCAUUAACGACGACGUAGACGAAGAUCCCACUGGGAACAAAGCUCUGUGGGAUCGCGGUUUACUAAAUGGCGCCAGUCAGAAAGCGGACACCGUGGCGUGCUUCCACGUCGGCGAGACGGUGAUGUCCCUGCAGAAGGCGACCCUCAUACCGGGCGGUUCCGAGAGUCUGGUCUACACAACCCUGAGCGGAACGGUGGGCGUGCUCGUGCCGUUUACCAGUCACGAGGACCACGAUUUCUUUCAGCACUUAGAAAUGCACAUGCGAUCCGAGCACCCGCCCCUCUGCGGCAGGGAUCAUCUGUCCUUCCGAUCGUACUAUUAUCCAGUGAAGAACGUUAUCGACGGCGACCUUUGCGAGCAGUUCAAUUCGAUCGAGCCUACCAAGCAGAAGAGCAUCUCCGGCGACCUCGAGAGAACACCGUCCGAGGUAUCAAAGAAGUUGGAAGACAUACGUACUCGUUACGCAUUCUAAACUAUUGCAAUUAUCGAGUCAUGUGUUCGCAAGAACGGCAGAUCAGUAGCAUUAUUUGGAAAAAUUACCGUUGCAGAUCUAUUAAUCCGUUUUCUGCAUAUAAUAGCGAUGCAUAUUUCAAUCGUUAAACGCACGAGACAAGUUCAGUUAUAUGUAAGACGAUCACAUUACUUGUGUAAAAGUUUAAUAUUUUUUACGUGUGUGAUAAUUUUAUUAUGUAUACUUGAACAUAAUUUUUAGAACAUAUAUAUGUUAUAACGUUAGAUCUAUAUUGUAUAUUUAAUUUCUCUUAGAUUAAACAGUGUCACGAGAAAAGAGAAAAAAACACGGUACUGAAAAAGAGUAAAAAGUAUUUUAAUAGCUUUAGGAGACCCUCACAAAGGUUUUAUAUCUCCAUAUUUAACAGUUAGCGAAUAGUUACGAAAAAAAAAUAUAAAACGUUCGAAAAGGUUGAAAGUUUUGUUACGAAUCACUUUAGUUGUAUUUAUACCGUGAUGUAUAGUUACAACACACGUUAUUGUAUAACGACAAUGUGAACUAUCACAUUCACGAGUAAUAUACCAGUCGUAAGGAUUAUUUUUCAUUACCCUGCAAAUUAAUCUAAUCUAAUCGUGUAAUAAUAAUUAUUUGUAUUGAAUAUAAAUCUUGGAAUAUAUUUAUUAAAACAGAAAGAGAUCUUGUGUAUUUCUAUGCAUAUGUACAUAGCGUGACAAUAAAGCCUUUCAAACUGA
This is a messenger RNA of Ooceraea biroi (clonal raider ant), 4668 nucleotides long. RefSeq names its product splicing factor 3B subunit 3 (gene Sf3b3). The record is from RefSeq and is a predicted model, not a curated record. Gene Ontology annotation, cellular component: nucleus. NCBI's taxonomy places the organism in Eukaryota, Metazoa, Arthropoda, Insecta, Hymenoptera, Formicidae. Gene Ontology annotation, molecular function: protein binding; nucleic acid binding.